AUGCCGUUCAUCUCUCUUUUCUUCUUUCCAGUCGUCUUGUUUGCAUACAAACCUUCAGCCAAAUCCCCCAAUCUGACGAUUUUGUCAACAUGUCCGCCAGUUCAAGCGGCAAAGCGAAUUAGGGGGACUCCGAUGGCUCAUGGGAAUAUGCCCCCGAUUAUCCAAGGUCCCCACCACCACCGCUACCUCUUCCAACCUCCUCCGCAAGCGAGAGGGACUCUGAUGAUCCCGUUGUGGAAAUAA
Messenger RNA from Prunus armeniaca (apricot), 243 nucleotides. Lineage: Eukaryota; Viridiplantae; Streptophyta; Magnoliopsida; Rosales; Rosaceae. The record is from the annotation of a GenBank genome assembly.